This is a messenger RNA of Tripterygium wilfordii, 2164 nucleotides long. RefSeq names its product low affinity inorganic phosphate transporter 1-like. The transcript is spliced from 2 exons. The coding region runs from base 288 to 1892 and encodes 534 amino acids. Gene Ontology annotation, cellular component: membrane. Gene Ontology annotation, molecular function: phosphate transmembrane transporter activity. Gene Ontology annotation, biological process: transmembrane transport; phosphate ion transport. The record is from RefSeq and is a predicted model, not a curated record. Lineage: Eukaryota; Viridiplantae; Streptophyta; Magnoliopsida; Celastrales; Celastraceae.
UUUUGUUUAAGCCAAUCAAGCCAGCGAAAACGUCAAUACAUGACAGAGAAGUGUGUACUCAAAAGCUUGAAGGAAAAAAAAAUACAAACGUGGAGGAGGAAGCAAGCAAGCAAUUGCAAUAUAUAUGCUCCCGUUGACAAAAUACAAAAUAGGGGUAUAUACCAUUUAUAUAUCCGAUUAGAUUAGCAUAAAUAGGCGGCCAUUUUUUCUCAAAAUCUGCAAGAAUCUCCUUCUCUCUGUCUGACAGUCUUCUCCAGGAGAAUCCCCUAGCUAGUACUGGUGCAGAAAUGUCAGCACAAUUGGGAGUGCUUAAUGCACUCGAUGUAGCAAAGACCCAACUAUACCAUUUCACUGCAAUUGUGAUUGCGGGAAUGGGUUUUUUCACAGAUGCUUAUGAUCUCUUCUCCAUAUCACUAGUCACCAAACUGUUGGGUCGCAUAUACUACCACAUUGAAGGUGCAGAAAAGCCAGGCUCUCUGCCUCCCAGAGUUGCUGCUGCAGUUAAUGGUGUGGCGCUAUGUGGAACUUUAGCUGGACAGCUCUUCUUUGGAUGGCUUGGGGACAAACUUGGUCGCAAAAAAGUCUACGGACUGACUCUGAUUCUAAUGAUUGUUUGUUCUGUUGCAUCUGGGCUUUCGUUUGGAAGUUCUCCAAAGGGUGUUAUGGCGACCCUUUGUUUCUUCAGGUUCUGGCUUGGAUUUGGUAUCGGUGGCGAUUACCCUCUUUCGGCUACAAUUAUGUCUGAAUACGCCAACAAAAAGACUCGAGGCGCGUUCAUUGCUGCGGUGUUUGCAAUGCAAGGAUUUGGGAUUUUGACUGGUGGGAUUGUUGCUCUUAUUGUGUCAGCUGCAUUUGAUCACAGUUUCAAGGCUCCUCCUUAUAGUGUUGAUGCAAAAGCCUCAACUGUGCCUGAAGCUGACUAUAUUUGGCGCAUAAUCUUGAUGGUUGGCGCACUACCUGCUGCGCUUACUUUCUAUUGGCGUAUGAAGAUGCCCGAGACUGCUCGUUACACCGCCUUAGUAGCCAAGAACGCGAAACAGGCUGCUAUGGACAUGUCUAAGGUGUUGAAUGUUGAUCUUGAAGCAGAGGAGGAGAAGGUAAAAAAAUUAACUGAAGAACCAUCAAAUUCUUUUGGCUUGUUCUCCAAGGAAUUCGCAAAACGACAUGGUCUUCACUUGCUUGGAACUACUAGUACUUGGUUUUUAUUGGAUAUAGCAUUCUAUUCUCAGAAUUUGUUCCAAAAAGAUAUAUUUACUGCUAUCAAAUGGAUUCCACCAGCAGCAACGAUGAAUGCAGUUCAUGAGGUGUACAGAAUUGCAAGAGCACAAACCCUCAUCGCCCUGUGCAGUACCGUGCCGGGGUACUGGUUUACGGUUGCAUUCAUCGAUUAUAUGGGGAGAUUCGUGAUUCAGUUGAUGGGUUUCUUCUUCAUGACAGUUUUCAUGUUUGCACUUGCAAUACCAUAUCAUCACUGGACUUUAGAGCCUAACAGAAUUGGGUUUGUUGUUAUCUACUCACUGACAUUUUUCUUCGCAAAUUUUGGACCAAAUGCAACAACAUUUGUUGUGCCAGCAGAAAUCUUCCCUGCAAGGCUAAGAUCAACUUGUCAUGGAAUCUCGGCGGCCGCGGGAAAAGCCGGUGCUAUUAUUGGUGCAUUCGGUUUCUUGUAUGCAGCACAAAGUACAGACCCAAAGAAGACUGAUGCAGGUUACCCUACUGGAAUUGGUAUCAAGAAUUCACUCAUUGCACUUGGUGUGGUCAAUUUGUUGGGCAUGUUGUUCACUUUUCUGGUGCCGGAAUCGAAGGGGAAAUCUCUGGAGGAAUUGUCAGGUGAAAAUGAGGAAGAGAAUGGGGAGGUUGCUGCUUCUGCAAGGACUGUCAAUCCUGAGUGAUUUCAGAAAUGCAAGUCCCAAAAUGCUUAUACGUUUUUGAUUAUAUGGUGUGCUUGAUUUUGAUUCGUGUGGUACUUGUUUAUGAUUUUCCUUCAUGUAAUAAUUUCAAUUACAUAUGUGUAAUAAAAUUUUUUUAAAAUACCACUGAGAAAUAUGUUUCACAUUAGAAUCGAACUUUGGACAUAUAUAUGUCUAACCCAAUCGAUUACCAACCGAAUCACCUCUCAUUGGUUAUGUGUAAUAAUUUUAAGUAAUAAUGUUUCUGCUUGAUG